CUCCCUUUUUCCAAUCCUCAACUCCCACCACCACCACCCAUUACCGGCACUUCCCCAGCACUUCCUCAAAGACAUCAAUCACAUCGCCAAGGGAUAAAAGCCGAUGAGGCUGGUAAGACACCCGAUAUACACAGAAUUCCCUGGAAUGAGAUACCCAGCCCCUCCAAUCGAAAACCCAUCCAACUCAAGCAAAACCAAAGGGGGAGCUCCUCUCCAGUCCACUCCACUCCACCCGCCUGGGCACCCAUCGCGGAUAGGUGGUCGAGACUGGACUACACCACCGGGUAAGCCAAUAAAAACUUACCGGUACUUCAUUUCGUCUAGUUCAGGAGAACAGCACCAACAAGUCCCAACAGCAAUUAUCCUCCAGACUAGUCAAGAAAAUUUACCUUUUACUGGAAAUUACGCUCGCCCCUCCCGGCGCGCCGGCACGUUCUAUCGGAACCUGUCGAAGCUCCCUUUUUGGGGGGGUCCAGAACCUUACCUCAGCUCCAGCCUACGGUAGUAAGUACUCCGUAGUUACCGAACCUAUUGUUGCAGCCGGACUGAAAGUGCGGCCACCGGCGGGCUGAUCCUUUUGUUUCGCUUUUCCAUCCUACUUUCGUAAAGCAAGUAGGUAAGCAUGC
Molecule: messenger RNA, 626 nt
Organism: Aspergillus homomorphus CBS 101889
Lineage: Eukaryota; Fungi; Ascomycota; Eurotiomycetes; Eurotiales; Aspergillaceae
Exons: 1
Coding region: 104-505 (133 amino acids)
Source: RefSeq, a predicted model, not a curated record